Molecule: messenger RNA, 873 nt
Organism: Clonostachys solani
Lineage: Eukaryota; Fungi; Ascomycota; Sordariomycetes; Hypocreales; Bionectriaceae
Source: the annotation of a GenBank genome assembly
AUGUCGAAAAUCUCAACAAUGGACAACGCUCACCGGUUGGACUUGAAGCUCCUCGGACCGAGUAUGAUGACUUACUCGUGGUCGGUCUCGAUUGCCAAACUUGCGAUGCUAGCUCUGUAUCACCGAAUCAACACCGACCUCGUGUACCGCAUCGCGAUCUACGCGACGACACUAUCGAUCUUUGGGUAUCAGAUUGCCUUUACGUAUCUCUUCACCGGACCUUGCGAGCCAGCGAAUUCGGGCGCUGGGGAUUGCCUCAACAAGGGAGCCAUCGCCCAGGUUAUCCUCAACAUCGCCUUCGAUGUCAUCGUCAUCCUUAUCCCGAUACCUACGAUAAUGAGUCUGAAGAUGCCACGCAAGCAGCGAGGGCUUGUUAUCAUGAUCCUGGGGUUGGGUUCUGGAGCCGCCAUCGUCUCCGCUGUCAAGGUGUGGUGGGUCAUGAAGAUGAUUGACAGCCCGGACAUGACCUACACCCAGGGCCAGGCGACGAUCCUGACCAUCUGGGAGGCCAACGUCAGCAUCUGGUGCAACAACCUCGUCCGCCUCAAGCCCUUCAUCCGCCGCAACAUGCCCCGCCUGUACGCCCUCAUCGACUCCACGGGCAAGUACGGCAACAACUACGGCAACUCGCGCAGCGCCGCCGCCCCCGCGUCCGGGCUGAGGCCCUGGGAGAACGGGAGGAAGGACGCGACCAACUGCGAGCUGUCGGCUAUCCGCAAGGGGGGGAUACCCCUCGGCUCGAGUAUGGACCUGACCAAUGCCAAUCCGGAAUGGAUCACCGUCACCACCGACUACGCGGUCGACGUGGAGGACGGGAAGGCGAAUAGCACGAAUGGUGCAGAGGCGCAGAGUAAGAGCUUCAUCUCACGUUAG